GCCUUGGGUUAUUCUUUUGGUUUUUUUACUUGGUUUUAGAAACUGACAGACGUCACCAGAAUGCGCUCUCACGGCCCAUGCUCAAUGUGUACACCUGGUUCCCGACUUCUGUGGCAUGUCCAUGGUCGUAGCAAACCAGAUUCUAGAGGGAAUCAGGUCAACCAAGAAAACCCGGCAAGAGAAGGCAUCGUCUCUGAGCGAACGGACUCUCCGAGGAACGCCAAGUAGCGGCCCGUCAAUUGCCUCUUAUACGCCAUCCUCCCACGGGUCCCAGGUCGUCUCCCCCGAGGCGACGGAAGCUGCGAAGCUCAUGUACACCCAGACGUCGCCACAACGCCCCGGCUCAGAUCGCCCUUCGACUUCCUCGACCACCGCAUCUGCUGCAGCCGCCGCAGCCAUGUCGCCUAAACCCACCACUCCGACCCAAUCGCAGGCAGGCCAGAUUCCGGACUUUGGCCCCGGGCAUUAUGGUGCUCCCGGUGGUUACGGACGCCCUACGCAGCAAGAGGAGAACCAAUACGGUGCGUCACCACAGCAGCAGCAGCAGCAGCCAUACGGGCAGCAGCCACAGCAGCGCAAAUACAACCCGGCCGAUUACGCCAACAUCGGCGUGCAUCCCGGCCAGCCGCCUGCCCAAGCCCGCCCAACGCCACAGCAGGUUGCCCAACAGCAGUAUGCGCAGCAGCAGAUGUACCAGCAACAGCAGCAGGCACCUGUCGCGACGCCCAAGCCGCAACCCGCCCCAGUCCAUGCGGAACCGCAGGUAGCUGCUGUAGCGGGGAUCCCAGGGCCAACCAAGAAGCCCCUCCCGUCCGCCACAGAUCCCGGCACGGGUCAGCGGAUUGGCCUUGACCACUUCAACUUCCUCGCCGUCCUCGGUAAGGGUAACUUCGGUAAGGUCAUGCUUGCCGAGACGAAACGCUCGCGCAAGUUGUACGCGAUCAAGGUGCUUAAAAAGGAAUUCAUCAUCGAGAAUGACGAGGUGGAGAGCAUCAAGUCGGAGAAGCGCGUCUUCCUGGUUGCCAACCGCGAGCGGCAUCCCUUCCUGGCCAACCUCCAUGCGUGCUUCCAAACCGAAACGAGAGUGUACUUUGUCAUGGAGUACAUUAGUGGUGGCGACUUGAUGUUGCACAUUCAGCGGGGCCAGUUCGGGACCAAGAGGGCUCAGUUCUACGCCGCCGAGGUGUGCCUGGCACUCAAGUACUUCCACGAGAACGGAGUCAUCUACCGUGAUCUGAAGCUCGACAACAUCCUUCUCGCACUCGACGGCCACGUCAAGGUUGCGGAUUACGGGUUGUGCAAGGAGGACAUGUGGUACGGCUCUACAACUAGCACUUUCUGCGGUACCCCCGAGUUUAUGGCACCCGAGGUAUGUACCCAAAGAUGGUAUGCGUUACCCAAAGGUUUCUGUUCUAACAAGGACAACUAGAUUCUGCUUGACAAGAAAUACGGUCGCGCGGUCGACUGGUGGGCGUUUGGCGUGCUGAUCUACCAGAUGCUACUACAGCAGUCGCCGUUCCGCGGCGAGGACGAGGACGAGAUCUACGACGCCAUCCUGGCGGACGAGCCGCUCUACCCGAUCCACAUGCCGCGCGACAGCGUGUCGAUCCUGCAGAAGCUGCUCACGCGCGAGCCGGACCAGCGCCUGGGCAGCGGGCCGACCGACGCGCAGGAGGUCAUGUCGCAGCCCUUCUUCCGCAACAUCAACUGGGACGACAUCUUCCACAAGCGCAUCGCGCCCCCGUUCCUGCCGCAGA
Chaetomium fimeti is the source of this 1757-nucleotide messenger RNA. RefSeq names its product kinase-like domain-containing protein. Gene Ontology annotation, biological process: protein phosphorylation. NCBI's taxonomy places the organism in Eukaryota, Fungi, Ascomycota, Sordariomycetes, Sordariales, Chaetomiaceae. The record is from RefSeq and is a predicted model, not a curated record. Bases 116 to 1429 code for a protein of 437 amino acids. Gene Ontology annotation, cellular component: nucleus; cytoplasm. The transcript has a single exon. Gene Ontology annotation, molecular function: ATP binding; protein kinase activity.